AUGUCGACGGUAAAGAGUCCUGCCGAAGAGCUGAUCCAACACUCGACCAUCGACCAGGUCCAGAAGUACGUUAUUGCCGCGUUCUGUGCGGUGGUCUGGUACAAUGCUAUUGAGCUGGUGGUGCUUUGCCUCAUCACCUUUAAACGAUACAGGGGGUGCUACUUCUGGAGUCUGUUCAUCGCAUCCGCGAGCCUGAUCCCUCACGGCCUCGGGUUUAUCUUCUUCAUCUAUCCGUUGGGGGUCAGCCCCUAUAUCUCGGUCACCCUGAUUGUAACCAGCUGGUACUGCAUGGUCACCGGUCACUCACUCGUUCUGUGGUCGCGGCUUCAUCUGGUGCUCCAAGCACCCAGGUUGCUUCGUGCCCUCCUGGCCAUCAUUAUCAUCGACGCGGUCGCUUUUCACGUCCCCACCACCAUCUGCCUAUAUGGAACGAUAUCGUCGGCGCCGGGCCAUCCAAAUCACUUUGCCAGGGGCUACCGAGUGAUGGAGCACACACAACUCAUCGGCUUCGCCGUGCAGGAGUCCGUCCUCUCCGGGUUAUACAUCUGGGAGACGGGGAAAAUGUUGCGUCUCCGACAGGAUCGCGUGCAUUACGCUAUUCUCAUUCAGUUGCUGACGAUCAAUAUCGUAAUCUUGAUUUUGGACGUGGCCGUCGUGGGGAUCGAGUACGCCGGAUACUACUCGCUCCAGGUGAUGUUCAAGCCCGUCGCGUACAGCGUCAAAUUCAAAUUAGAAUAUGCGAUCCUGGGCAAAUUGAUCCAAAUCGCCCAGGCGUCCUCGUCCAGCCAGGAUCCGCUCUCCUCGAGUUCGCGGGGACAGGAAUGGUUCACCUCCGCAGGUCAGAGUGGCUCCGGCAGCAACGGGGCGCCGACGAGCGAGAUAGUACGAGAGAUCCCCCAAGAGACAUUGUGUACGGGAUUUUCGCGUCCAGAUCGUAUGCAAGUUGAUCUGCUCGUGAAUGUGUUUUGUCAAGCGAGCGUGCCGGAGCAGUUCGAGGCCUGCACCCCGAUAUGCUUACAACCCUUCAAAGCGGCUAAAAUAAAUUUUGGGUUCAAGCACAUCUCUAAUACUGGCCUCGAGUGCUGGGCCGGUUUGCAUGGCAAGGGGAACGAGUCGUACUUUCCUCGAGUCGGAAGCCAAAGCCCAUUGACUGUUGAUCGUGAAGAGCUGUGA
Aspergillus alliaceus is the source of this 1173-nucleotide messenger RNA. RefSeq lists its product as uncharacterized. NCBI's taxonomy places the organism in Eukaryota, Fungi, Ascomycota, Eurotiomycetes, Eurotiales, Aspergillaceae. The transcript is spliced from 2 exons. The record is from RefSeq and is a predicted model, not a curated record. Bases 1 to 1173 code for a protein of 390 amino acids.